Cornus florida is the source of this 1926-nucleotide messenger RNA. RefSeq names its product stemmadenine O-acetyltransferase-like. The record is from RefSeq and is a predicted model, not a curated record. NCBI's taxonomy places the organism in Eukaryota, Viridiplantae, Streptophyta, Magnoliopsida, Cornales, Cornaceae. Bases 74 to 1384 code for a protein of 436 amino acids. The transcript has a single exon.
UUUGGAGUUUGCAUGUUUAGAACAAACAUCAACUUUCUAAAUGUGUGUUUAUUAGAGGUAGCUAAAAGGCAACAUGGUGGUGAGUCAUGUUGAGGUGAUCUCCAGAGAGAUGGUUAAACCAUCAUCUCCAACACCCCACCACCUUAGGAACCUCAAGCUUUCAUUCCUAGACCAAAUUGCACCACCAGUUUAUAUUCCUCUCAUUUUCUUCUACAAACCCGAAUUGGGAAACAAUAUUGUUCGUGCCCAAAAAUCUCAAUCACUGAAACAAUCUUUAUCGGAUACCCUAACUCGUUUUUACCCUUUAGCCGGAAGGAUAAAAGAUGAUAUUUUUAUCGAUUGCAAUGAUGCUGGAGUUGAGUAUGUUGAAGCCCAAGCUCAUGCUCAACUCUCACAUGUUGUCGAAAACCCUAAUGUUGAAGAGCUAAAACAAUACCUCCCAAUUGGACCUUUUGGCACCAGCGCUGCUAUGGGAGAAGAAGCACUACUAGCCAUCCAAAUCAACUCGUUUGAUUGUGGAGGAUUGGCGAUCGGCUUGUGUAUUUCACACACAAUAGCCGAUGUAUCCUCUCUAGUCACAUUCACCAACGCAUGGGCUGCCACAGCUCGUGGGGCUAUCGAAAAUGUAAUAAACCCUAGUUUUGAGUUGGCCUUUCAUUUCCCACCUAGAGACUUAUUAGGGUUUAUGCCAACCACAGGCAUUACAAAAGAAAAGAUAGUGACAAAAAGGUUUGUGUUCGACAAAAUGAAGUUGGCUACACUCAAAGAGUCCGCCUCCUCAACCAUCGGAUCACGGGUGAAGGAUCCCACUCGUGUCGAGGCUGUCUCAGCUCUCAUUUGGAGCCAUUUGAUAAAUGUGGCGAAAAGUAAGUUAUCUCCAAAGAAGAUAUUUGUUGCAACCCACGCGGUGAACUUGAGAAGCAGAAUGAGUCCACCACUCCCGGACCACGCCUUGGGGAACAUAUGCAGAUUCACACAUGCAUUAUCAAUGUCUGAAGGUCACGGGACAGAAUUUGGUGAUCUCUUGAACAAGUUGAGCAGCGCGAUAAGGAAAAUCGAUAGUGAUUAUGUGAAGGACCUGCAAAUUGGAGAUGGGUGCUUGGAUUAUCUCAAGGUAAUGAUAGAAAUUUUCUCUAAGAGAGAGGUGGAGUUCUGUAAUUUUAGCAGUUGGUGGAGAUUUCCUGUAUAUGAAGUGGACUAUGGUUGGGGUAAGCCAGUUUGGGUGGGCACCACAAACUUUCCUUUUAAGAAUGUGACAAUCUUGAUGGGUACUAGUUGUGGGGAGGGAAUAGAAGCAUGGAUUAAUCUGCUUGAAGAUGACAUGAUCUUGCUUGAGCGUGAUCAUAAGCUCCUUUCUCUUGAUGCCGGUAAAAUCAAUGCCUAAAAAUUUGGUGGUGGAACCAUUAGGGUGGUUAUAUUUAGGCAAAUUAAAGUGUACCUUUCUAGCUUCUUGUCUACUAUAUAACACACACACACACACACACACACAUAUAUAUAUAUAUAUAUAUAUAUAUUUCUAUGUUUUAUUAUGUGCAGUUUUACCUAUAUAUAAGCCAUGCAUGUACACUUGUAUUUAUGUAUGCUUUUUUGUAAGUAUUAUUUAUAAAACACUGGGCGUGAAAAGGCUAGAACCCAAUCGCAUUAGAUUAAGUUCGUUAUAGCAAUUGAAUUUCCAUUAUAUCCAUAUCCGGUAAACAUAGGGGAGCCUCUGAGCAUGGGGAUCAAAUUUAGGGUGGAGUCAUGAUUUUAUUUCACAAAAAAAAAAUCAACACAGACAAAAAUAGAUUUUUCUAAUAAAUAAAAAAUAAAAAAAUCACAGCACAAUUACAAUUUUCUCAAGCAGUAUAGGAGUCAUUGUUCGUCCAUUGCUAAACGCAGAGUUGAACGGAAAUUGAUUCCAACUGCAAACAGUGGUUAGUCUGUAAU